Eruca vesicaria subsp. sativa (arugula) is the source of this 231-nucleotide messenger RNA. NCBI's taxonomy places the organism in Eukaryota, Viridiplantae, Streptophyta, Magnoliopsida, Brassicales, Brassicaceae. The record is from the annotation of a GenBank genome assembly.
AUGAGCAGUGAAGGUUCUGCCGGAGAGGCAGCUACAGAGGCUCAAGGCUUGAACCCGGGGUUGGUAGUUUUGCUUGUUGUUGGAGGUUUGCUUGUGACGUUCCUUGUCGCUAAUUACGCUAUGUACAUGUAUGCUCAGAAGACUCUACCACCAAAGAAGAAGAAGCCCAUCUCCAAAAAGAAGCUCAAGCGUGAGAAGCUGAAGCAAGGAGUCCCUGUCCCCGGUGAAUAG